UCCCAGCUGGUUUUGUCUUUUGACUUCCAAGAUUACAACCCCUGUAUACUGGUUUCACGAUGAAUCGCUUCCGCACGGUCUUCCCGACCGUGAAUCGCGAACUACUGAACUGGUUCCCCGGCCACAUGGGUAAGGGAAUAAAACAGAUGCAGCAGAAGCUGAAAGAGGUUGACUGCGUUAUCGAGGUACACGAUGCCCGGAUCCCACUUUCCGGACGCAAUUCCGAGUUCCGAUACACAAUCAGUGGCGUGAAGCCGCACGUUUUAGUGCUCAAUAAAAAGGAUACGAUCGAGAGACGAGCUCAGCGCGGGAUAGUGGAACGAAUUUUGCGGGAGGAUUCCGACGCUAGACAUGUGCUGUUUACAAAUUGUAAGGAUCAAGCAUGCGAAGGCAUUCGCAAGGUAAUGCCUCUGGCGCAGGAUUUAAUUCUGAGUUCGAAUCGUUUCAAUAGAUCCGACAAGAAGGAGUACUGCAUAAUGAUUAUCGGAGUUCCGAACGUAGGCAAAUCUUCGCUUAUCAACGUCUUACGAAACCGUCAUCUAAAUAAGAAAGCAGCUUCCCAGGUAGGAGCUGUGGCUGGAAUCACCCGGAGCGUAUUGCAUAAGAUAAAAAUAUGCGAAGACCCGUUAGUAUACCUGUUGGAUACUCCGGGCAUUCUGAAACCAAACAUUGCUGACAACGAGACGGGCCUCCGAUUGGCACUCGUAUCUUGCUUGCAAGAUCAUCUGGUUGGGGAAGAACUGAUCGCAGAUUAUCUGCUGUAUUUGAUGAAUAAGCGGAACAACUUUAAGUAUGUAGAGGUGAUGGGGUUGAAAGAACCGUCCGAUUCGAUAGCUGAAGUUUUGGUUGCUGGGGCACAGCAUCUGAACCGAUUCAUUCGGAUACGAAACUAUGAUGGUACGAUGGUAGAGCGUCCAGAUGUUACGCUUUCCGCUAGACACAUGAUAAAAGCCUUUCGAACUGGUGUUUUUGGUAAAAUGUUAAUUGAUAGUGAUAAAAUUGGUUGAUUGGAAGAUUCACCUGCAUGGGAGUAGAUAAUUUUUAAAUAAUCUUAAAAUCAGAUAAAUAUGUAUCAUAUCACU
This is a messenger RNA of Topomyia yanbarensis, 1082 nucleotides long. RefSeq names its product mitochondrial GTPase 1. The record is from RefSeq and is a predicted model, not a curated record. NCBI's taxonomy places the organism in Eukaryota, Metazoa, Arthropoda, Insecta, Diptera, Culicidae. Gene Ontology annotation, molecular function: GTPase activity; GTP binding. The transcript is spliced from 2 exons. Gene Ontology annotation, cellular component: mitochondrion. Bases 60 to 1007 code for a protein of 315 amino acids.